This is a messenger RNA of Anisakis simplex (herring worm), 498 nucleotides long. The record is from the annotation of a GenBank genome assembly. Lineage: Eukaryota; Metazoa; Nematoda; Chromadorea; Rhabditida; Anisakidae.
AUGCAAGAGUAUCGUCGAUCACACUACGAAAUGAAAUCGCACGACUCCACUUCAACUGAACGCACAACGAAUCGUCCGUACACAAGCACGUCUGCAUCCAAAGAGAUAUCUCAUUACGACUCGAGCAAAGACAAUUUGCAACGAUCCUCUCAGAAACAGCAACCAGACCACACGGUGACGACUGUUGUUACGAGUUCUGGUGGUGAAUUCGAUCGAAAGGCUGAAAUGGCCGAGGUACUUCCCAGAGGAAUGGUUGCAAAUACGCAAGCGAAUACGGAAGGAACGUACAUGGAUCGCGAAGGACGCAAUGUUAACUACAGACGUGAAUUGGCCACAUCGGUUGAUCCAAAUCGUGAAUGUUCACUGCUCAAGGAAGAAGAGAGACGUAUCGUUGAGACACCCCUUGAACCGGGCAUUAUUUCUAGACAUGUAACAACCAAGUACUACAAGAAGAAAACUGUAACCGAUACGACCACAACAACGACGAACGCACCAUGA